Dendroctonus ponderosae (mountain pine beetle) is the source of this 1416-nucleotide messenger RNA. Its product is annotated as odorant receptor 30a. The transcript has 7 exons. NCBI's taxonomy places the organism in Eukaryota, Metazoa, Arthropoda, Insecta, Coleoptera, Curculionidae. Gene Ontology annotation, biological process: detection of chemical stimulus involved in sensory perception of smell; sensory perception of smell. Bases 1 to 1107 code for a protein of 368 amino acids. Gene Ontology annotation, molecular function: odorant binding; olfactory receptor activity. The record is from RefSeq and is a predicted model, not a curated record. Gene Ontology annotation, cellular component: plasma membrane.
AUGUACGCUCUGUUUUCGAAAUUAAUGUUGGGAUAUUUCACAUUAGUUGUAUUCACUGAACAAUUAGAAUUGUUGAUUUUAUUCACCGAUGCAGAUGUAAUGACAAAUGCUAUUUUCACCAAUUUAUCGGUUACAUUUUUAUAUACCAUCACUCUUGCAAAGCAACUGAUUAUGAUGUUAAAUAGCAGUUUUAGAGUUAUUAUUAAACAGAUUAUCGAAACUGAAAAUUGUAACUCGCCCAUUGAAGAUGACGAGGUGAUUAAAAUUGAACUUAAAAUCGUUCGAAGAAGUGAUAAAAUUGUAAAAUAUUAUGGAUCUUUGCUGGUUGUUCUGUCAAUGUUAUAUUUAGUGAAACCGAUGCUAAUGACCCCAAUUAUAGUUUCAAUCGGCAACACAACGACAGUAAUGAGAUAUUUACCGAUAUCUUCAUGGCUUCCAUUUGAUAAACAAGAACAUUACCCAUACGCUUACAUAUGGCAAGUUCUAAAUGUUCUACAGGGAGCUACAUAUGUCACAAGUACAGAUAUUUUAAUGUUCAAUUUAAUAGUAUUUCCGGCUGUUCAACUGAGAAAAUUGCAGCACUUGCUGAAGAAUUUUGCUCAUUAUAAGGAAAAAGUUAAGACUUUAUAUAAUAUUGCAGAUGAUGAACAAGUGGCAAAAAUCACCCUGGUUUACUUCAUAAGCAGACAUAAGGAAAUCAUCCGAUAUGUGCGGCUCUUUAAUGAGUCAAUGGAAGUUGUGAUAGUGUUUGAUUUUUUACAAAGCUCCGUGCAAAUUGCCUCUAUUCUGACCGAAGUUUCAAUGUCAGAAUUUUCCGUAAUGGUGGUAGUAACUCUGGCUUCGUUCUUUGCUAGUAUGAUUUUCAGAUUGAUUCUAUAUUAUUACCAUGCCAAUAACAUAAUUAUUUUGAGUGCAGAAUUAUCUUACUCAAUGUAUGAAAGUAACUGGCUUGACCAAGCGCCUAAAGUGAAACAGAUGAUAUUAAUUUUCAUGCUCAGAACACAAGAAUCGCUAACACUGCGUAUUGGAGGACUUGGAGUGAUGUCCAUUCAGUCUAUGAUUGCGAUUUUGAAGGCGACAUAUUCUUACAUGAUGCUGAUGAUCUAAGAAAGCAACAAACAAUAAGCUCUAUUAUUAAGUGAAACUUUGCACAAUGUGAACACCCUGCACUGGAAUUACUACACAUCAAAUGGACACAUACGGUUUAUUAAAAACUUUGAAAUUUUCUUUUCUGCAAACUAGUGAAAAUUGACUUCUAAAAGAGGGUUGUAGAGUGCGAAUAUUACCUAAUGGCUCGCGUUAAAAACAUUAAUGAAUGAAAAACGUUUAUGUAUAGGUAUAAUUAUUGUACCAGUGGAAUUACAAUUGAGAAAAAAGUAUAAGAAAAUAGAUUGUUUAGUUGGUUAGUUCUAAUCA